This is a messenger RNA of Nyctereutes procyonoides (raccoon dog), 4171 nucleotides long. It is a transcript of the gene MOV10, whose product is annotated as Mov10 RISC complex RNA helicase. Gene Ontology annotation, molecular function: RNA binding; 5'-3' RNA helicase activity. The coding region runs from base 999 to 4034 and encodes 1011 amino acids. The record is from RefSeq and is a predicted model, not a curated record. The transcript has 20 exons. NCBI's taxonomy places the organism in Eukaryota, Metazoa, Chordata, Mammalia, Carnivora, Canidae.
UACUGCUCAUUUCUUACCAUGCUUUCAAAAGAUUUAUUGUCUUCUUAAAACAAAACAGCUGAUUCAAAGUUUUCCAAACAUUUGCUUGGGGUGAGAAGGCUGAGGAGCAGAGCGACAGGCAGGGGAGGGGGCACCAGGGAAUUGUCUGCACCGGAAAUGAUUUUGGUAAUAUGCCAGUGAGUGACCGUGCUCCUCUAGCCUUCAUAGUUACCGUGGUUCUCGGGAACUAGGAUUUCCUUUCAUUCCCUGUCACGCACUGAGGGAGGGUGGUCAGCUGGCCAGACCCCGACUGUGUCACAUGUGGGGAUGUCCUCUGGCUCCCAGUUGCCAGGAACGGAGGGGAGUCGCUGGCCUUCACGGUCAAGUGUAGGCUCCGUGGCCCGGCAUGCCGAACUCCAAGACCUGCUCCCUGCCCGCCUCUGCUGCCUCCCACCACGCCCGUCCUGCACUUCUCACCAUAGUGCAAGCAGACUGUGUGAGAUUACUAAUCCUAGCAUACCUUACAGAGAUCUGUGUGCCAGGCACUGGGCAGAAGGAUACCGCGGUGCCCGGCCCUCAGGCACAAAACCAAGCUAUUUGAUCUCUGGAGAAGGAUCCUUUCCCUUCCUGCUUGGGUCCCAUCUGCACCCUUUGACUUCGGGUGGAAACGCUGUCUCAUCAGCCACCUGCCCACACACCCUGGACAUCUGUGCUCUCUCUGACCCCUCUCCCUCCUCAGCGUGGGGCAGGACCCCAGAUCCACCCUCUGCAUCAGCUCCUUUGGCUUCCCCUUAGCCGUAGGCUUCCCCUUAGCCUUAGCUCUGGGUUGUUUGUAUUUUCCUGUCCCAAACAGCUCCCGCCCCCCGCCCCCCAAGUCUCCAUUUCUUUCUCUCUCUUCCCUUAGUCCUCCGAAUCACCAGCCCAGUACUGUGUUUUCCUCCUCAGCAAUGCACAGUCUGCAACCUGCUGUUUUAAACAAUCGGAUUUUGUCUUAGGAAGUCCUAUUGAAUUCCCCUAAAAUGUUAACAAUUCCUGUGACACCCCCCUGCCUCCCACCCCUGCCCCCUGUCCUUGGUCUCCUUCCCUGGGCCCUGUCCUGUUCCGGCCUCCGGGCUAGACACUGCCCCCACCCCACCCCGACCCCCACCCCCAGCCAGCCCUGCCUUCCCUCACUUCCCAGUCUCCUCUGCUUCUGGCAGCUUCGGGACCCCUGCCCCUGGCUUCUCAUCCAUGCUGUAUGGAAUGAAGAUCGCAAAUCUGGCCUAUGUCACCAAGACUCGGGUCAGGUUCUUCAGACUCGACCGCUGGGCCAAUGUGUGGUUCCCAGAAAAGAGGAGAGUGAGGCUGGGGUCAGACGUCAGCAAACACCACAAGUCACUACUGGCCAAGAUCUUCUACGACAGGAGGUGCUGACCUUGAGGCUUCGGAAUGGAGGGACCCAGCCUGUCACCCUCACUCACCUUUUCCCGCUCUGCCGGACCCCCCAGUUCUCCUUCUACGAUGGGGACCAGGAGCUGCCCUGCCCCCUGGGCCCCGGCGACUGCUAUGAGCUGCACGUCCACUGCAAGACCAGCUUCGUGGGCUACUUCCCGGCCACGGUGCUCUGGGAGCUGCUGGGCCCCGGGGAGCCGGGUUCAGAAGGAGCUGGCACUUUUUACAUCGCCCGCUUCUUGGCUGCCGUGGCCCACAGCCCCCUGGCCGCACAGCUGAAGCCCACGACUCCCUUCAAGCGGACCCGGAUCACUGGAAACCCUGUGGUGACCAGCCGGAUAGAGGAAGGAGAGAGACCUGACCGCGCUAAGGGCUAUGACCUGGAGCUGAGUAUGGCGCUGGGGACUUAUUACCCACCCCCUCGCCUCCGGCAGCUGCUCCCAAUCCUACUUCAGGACACAAGUAUCUUCACUGCCCCAAAGGAGAUUGCUGAGAUCAAGGCCCAGCUGGAGACAGCCCUGCAGUGGAGAAGCUACGAAGUGAAGCUCCGGCUGCUGCUGCACCUGGAGGAGCUGCAGAUGGAGCAUGACAUCCGGCACUAUGACCUGGAGUCAGUGCCCAUGACCUGGGACCCCGUAGACCAGAACCCCAGGCUGCUCACACUGGAGGUUCCCGGGGUGACCGAGAGCCGCCCCUCAGUGCUACGGGGUGACCACCUGUUCGCACUUCUGUCCUCUGAGACACAUCAGGAGGACCCUGUCACCUACAAGGGCUUUGUACACAAGGUGGAAUUGGACCGUGUCAAGCUGAGCUUUUCCACGAGCCUCCUGAGCCGCUUUGUGGAUGGGCUGACCUUCAAGGUGAACUUCACCUUCAACCGCCAGCCCCUGCGCGUGCAGCACCGCGCCCUGGAGCUCACAGGCCGCUGGCCGCUGUGGCCCAUGCUCUUUCCUGUGGCCUCCCGUGGGGUCCCACUGCUGCCCUCGGAUGUGAAGCUCAAGCUGUACGACCGCAGUCUGGAGUCGAACCCCGAGCAGCUGCAGGCCAUGAAGUACAUCGUUAUGGGCACUACCCGCCCAGCCCCCUACAUCAUCUUCGGGCCUCCAGGCACUGGCAAGACUGUCACCCUAGUGGAAGCCAUUAAGCAGGUGGUAAAGCACUUGCCCAAAGCCCACAUCUUGGCCUGCGCUCCAUCCAACUCAGGAGCUGACCUUCUCUGUCAGCGGCUCCGGGUCCACCUGCCCAGCUCCAUCUACCGCCUCCUGGCCCCUAGCAGGGACAUUCGCAUGGUGCCCGAAGACAUAAAGCCCUGCUGUAACUGGGAUGCAAAGAAAGGGGAUUAUGUGUUUCCCGCCAAGAAGAAGCUGCAGGAAUAUCGUGUCUUAAUUACCACCCUCAUCACGGCCAGCAGAUUGGUUUCCGCUCAAUUCCCCAUCGAUCACUUCACACACAUCUUCAUCGAUGAGGCUGGCCACUCCAUGGAGCCCGAGAGUCUGGUGGCCAUAGCAGGGCUGAUGGAAGUCAAGGAGACAGACAAUCCAGGAGGGCAGUUGGUGCUGGCAGGAGACCCUAGGCAGCUGGGGCCCGUGCUGCGCUCCCCACUGACCCAGAAGCAUGGCCUGGGGUACUCACUGCUGGAGCGGCUGCUGACCUACAAUGCCCUGUACAAGAAGGGCUCCAAUGGCUAUAACCCCCAGUUCAUAACCAAGCUGCUACGCAAUUACAGGUCCCACCCCACCAUACUGGAUAUCCCUAACCAACUCUAUUACGACGGGGAGCUGCAGGCUUGUGCCGACAUUGUGGACCGAGAGCGCUUCUGCCACUGGGAGGGUCUGCCGCAACAGGGCUUUCCCAUCAUCUUUCACGGCGUCAUGGGCAAGGACGAGCGUGAGGGCAAUAGCCCAUCAUUCUUCAACCCCGAAGAGGCUGCCACUGUGACCUCCUACCUGAAGCUGCUCCUGGCCCCCUCCUCCAAGAAGGGCAAAGCCCGCCUGAGCCCCCGAAGUGUGGGCGUCAUCUCUCCCUAUCGGAAGCAGGUGGAAAAAAUCCGUCAUUGCAUCACCAAACUUGACAAGGAGCUUCGAGGACUGGAUGACAUCAAAGACUUGAAGGUGGGCUCCGUGGAAGAGUUCCAAGGCCAGGAACGCAGCGUCAUUCUCAUCUCCACCGUGCGGAGCAGUCAGAGCUUUGUGCAGCUGGACCUGGACUUUAACCUGGGUUUCCUCAAGAACCCCAAGAGGUUCAACGUGGCAGUGACCCGCGCCAAGGCCUUGCUCAUCGUGGUGGGCAACCCACUCCUCCUGGGCCACGACCCCGACUGGAAAGUAUUCCUGGAGUUCUGUAAAGAAAACGGGGGCUACACCGGCUGCCCCUUCCCGGCCAAACUGGACCUCCAGCAAGGACAGAACCUCCUGCAGGGUCUGAGCAAGCUCCGGCCCUCUACCUCAGGAGCGGGAGGAAGAAGAUGGCCUGUCCCUGCAAGUAGAGCCCGAGUGGAGGAACGAGCUCUGAAGACACCGCAGACCGCUUUCUCACACCAGCCAAGCCUUAACCACCCGCACACCCCUGCCCCAGAGCCCUGUCUGAACCCAAGCCCAGCGGCACUGCCCCUCCAAAGGACCUGAAGGCUGGGGGAGGGAGUUUACAACCCAAGCCAUUCCACCCCCUCCCCCCUGCUGGGGAGAAUGACACACCAAGCUGCUAACAAUUGGGGGAAGAGGGAGGAAGAAAAACUGAAAACAAAAUCUUGUUCUAUGCAAAA